This is a messenger RNA of Esox lucius (northern pike), 7484 nucleotides long. Its product is annotated as lysophosphatidylcholine acyltransferase 1. The record is from RefSeq and is a predicted model, not a curated record. NCBI's taxonomy places the organism in Eukaryota, Metazoa, Chordata, Actinopteri, Esociformes, Esocidae. Gene Ontology annotation, molecular function: calcium ion binding. The coding region runs from base 261 to 1856 and encodes 531 amino acids. The transcript has 14 exons.
UUUCUAGCAACGGUAGCUAGCCAGCUAGCAUCUAUUCUGUCGGGUGCAGACCAGCGCGGAAGGAGAGCUGUUGCCCGACUUCAAAUACAUGAUCCUUUGCUAAUCCUCCAGCCCUUUCCAGUCUCUUUGAGACGAAGAUAAUAAUUCGUGUUGCGGAAUUAGCGAGGCACGGACACGAAAACAACGUUGUAGAGAUAUACAUAAGAUUAACGCUGUCUGACGUUUUAACUGAAUCCAUCCUCGUCUCGGGUUCAUUGAGGAUGAGGUUGCCGACCAUCAGACGAUGUCCUGGGGAAGGAGAUGGCAAGAAGGAACUCGCUCCACCAUUUAGGAAUCCUUUUGUGCAUGACUUAAGAUUUACCCCUCUGGAAAAAGUAAAGAUAGCGUUGAUGACUGUAACCGUGUUUCCCAUUCGGCUGGUUCUGGCAGUGUUCAUGAUGCUUCUGGCCUGGCCCCUGGCCUUCAUUGCCUCGGUGGGACGCAACGAGAUGCAGGUGGAGCCGCAGUCCCUGUGGAGGAAGUUUGUUGAUGUGGCUCUGAAGACCAUCAUGAGGCUCAUGUGGUUUGCCGGAGGCUUCCACUGGAUGACGGUUAAGGGGCGCCAGGCGAUCCCGGCUGAGGCCCCGAUCCUGACCCUGGGGCCACACUCGUCCUACUUUGACGCCAUCCCCGUAACCAUGUCCAUGGCCUCCAUCGUCAUGAAGGCAGAGAGCAAGGACAUCCCGGUCUGGGGCACUCUCAUCAAGUACAUCCGCCCGGUGUUUGUUUCCCGGUCUGACCAGGACUCCCGGAAGAAGACUGUCGAGGAGAUUAAACGCAGAGCCCAGUCUGGAGGAGAGUGGCCUCAGAUAAUGAUUUUCCCAGAGGGAACAUGCACCAACCGGUCCUGUCUCAUCACAUUCAAACCAGGUGCCUUCAUUCCGGCGGUGCCAGUUCAGCCUGUGGUCAUAAAAUAUCCCAAUAAACUAGAUACCAUCACAUGGACAUGGCAGGGUCCUGGAGCGUUUAAAAUCUUGUGGCUAACACUGUGCCAGCUUCACAAUCAGUUUAUCAUUGAGUUCCUUCCAAUCUACACUCCAUCAGAGGAGGAGAAGCAAAACCCUGCUUUGUUUGCUCAGAACGUCAGGCGUCAGAUGGCCAAGGCCCUAGACAUCCCUGUUACUGACUACUCGUUUGAGGACUGCCAGUUGGCCAUGGCUGAGGGUCAGCUCAGACUCCCUGUUGACACCUGUCUGCUGGAGUUUGCCAAGCUGGUCCGAAGACUGGGGUUGAAGCCCCAGAAUGUGGAAAAGGUCCUGCAGGAGUAUGGCAACAGAGCCAGGAAGAUGGAAGGAGAGAGAAUGGGUCUCCAAGACUUCGCCCACUACCUGGAUGUCCCUGUCUCAGACAUGCUUCGAGACAUGUUCGCUCUUUUUGAUGAGCAUGAAGACAACACAAUGGACAUCAGAGAAUAUGUCAUUGCCUUAUCUGUUGUAUGCAGACCUGCUAAAACCCUGGAGACGAUGAAAUUGGCCUUCAAGAUGUUUGAAGCGGAGGAGGACGGGGCGAUCACAGAGGCGGAGCUUGUCUGUAUCCUAAAAACGGCACUUGGAGUGGAGGCCCUCAGUGUCUCGCGACUCUUCACUGCUAUCGACACGGAUGACAUGGGGAAAGUCACCUACGAGAAGUUCAGGAGCUUUGCGGAGCUGCAUCCAGACUUCAGUGAGGACUACCUGUCCACUGACAACACUGGCCUGAACGGCUGCAGGCACCGCCCCACCACCAAGCCCCAGACCAAUGGCUUCUGCCCCGACUUCAGCCUGCCAGAUGCCCACCACAGCUCAACGAGGAAAGGCUCAGUGAAGAAGCACAAUUAAGUUUGUUGGCUGUCCCAGAAUCCCUCUCUCCUGGUGAGAGAGUUGUGAGGCUUGGCGGAGGGAGAAGAGGGGUUGUGUGUGUGUGUGUGUGUGUGUGUGUGUGUGUGUGUGUGUGUGUGUGUGUGUGUGUGUGUGUGUGUGUACACUAGGCCGGGAUUGCAACCAACUUGCAGAAUGUAACUCGCUCCAGCAGGUUACCACUAGAUCUCUUAAAACGCAACUGACAGGAGAUUCCCUCCACCUAAAGGGGAAAAAAAACAAGCUUGACUGCAUAACCUGAUGGGUUGAUCUCUCCUUAUUACCGAAUCAAGUUCUUAUGAUCCCAGACAACUCCACUAGAUUCUCUACUCCCCUGCCCCAAUAUGGCCCUGUGAGAAGCAUUGCUUAAACCAUAAGGCUUUAUGAACGUUUUAAGUGAUUCAACAAAUCAUUUUCAUCAUGUAAUAAUGUUUCACAAUAUUUCAUACUUUUAUGUGAUUUUCACACUGAAUGGCAGCAUAAUGUAGGGUAAUCUCUUAGUAGUAAAAUGUCAUUACAUUCAAUAUUUAAUUAGGGUUAUAGGUAAUAUAUAUAAAUAAACACGGGUGGGUUUGAAUCCUGAAUGCUGAUUGGCUGAUAGCCGUGGUAUAUUAGACUCCAUACCACGGGUAUGACAUCACUUUUUACUGCCCUAUUUCUGUUGGAAACCAGCUCAUAAUCGCAUUAAGGCAUCUUGGGGGGGGGUGUAGUAUAUUGCCAAUAUACCUUGGCUAAGUGUUGUGUCCAGCCACUCCAUAAUGCAUCCCGCUCAUAGCUGUGGUGUAUUGGCCGUGUACCACACCCUUUAACGCCUUAUUGUUUACUUAUAAAUAAGGUAAUAUAACUAAAUCACCAUAGACUGCGUACUGCAACAUAUUAAUUAAUAUGCACUGUCCGCUGAUAUUUUACCCUGAAGUUAUAAGAAAUAACGAAAUCAGACAACUUUGUUUUAGAGACAACUAGUACUUCUGUUAGUUGGUAACAUAAAUAAUAGGACUAGCCUAGCCAACUCGAUGAACAUUAGGUGUCAAACCAGUAAUUAUAUCACUUGUAGGGAAUGACUAAGAAUGGAUAAAUCACUCUCAAUAUGCUCCUAAAUUAUUCAGAUCACAGCGUAAAUUACAGGGCAAAAUAGUUCAUAAAAUAUUAGCAGUAAUCAAGUAAAUGCACUGUUUGGUGUCUGUGUCUGUUGCGAACGAGAUCAGCUGCGCUGGUGUGUUCGCGUUUAACGAGAGACAGGGCGAUAUUCUAGCAGCCAUUUGUGGUCUUGUUGUUGCCUGAGAAGUUUACCCCUUAUGUAUGCAGUUAAUUUCGACUUGCUCAACCAUCAUUGUUUUGUUUUCCAUAUUUGAUUUGUUCUACAACAAAGAAACAAAGAACAUCUCAAUGCCAAACGAUGAAUUACUGCGGCUGAAGGGAAAAGUGUGAAUACUUGAAGGUAACGCACUCGUUUAGUUUCUUCCUUUUAGUUGUUUCGAGUUGACGGUACAUUAUUGGAAAAAAAGAGGACGACAACAAAUGUGAAGCUAGCUUUGUUUUUUAGUGAACUUUUUUUUAAACUUUUGGAUUUGUUUCUUGUCCUGUGUCAGCUGCCUUUGGGGUGAGUGUGUUUGCGAAGUGUGGGGACCUGCUCUGCGUGAGCGGUGAAGGGGGAGUCGGACUGACUUAAUGGCCUCGGCGCGCCGGUGAUAUUGUCUGACCUCACUUUAGCCUUGCCGGGUUAAGCAACAGGAAAAAUAUGAUGCGGUCUUGUCAGUGUAAUGACGAUAUGACAUUAUUUUAAAUCAAGAGUACUAAUUCCCGUGGGGCGUAGUGGUCAAUUUGCAGUGGACCAAUUAUUUUGGAGAAUUAUGUUAGCCCUUGCCACCACCAUCCCCACUUGCCCAAAUAGCCAAGUGGGCGGAAUCUAGUUGCCUGCCCCUGCUUCAAUGGGUCUGAUGAGGUGCGACAAUAACAGAUGGUGGACAGAAAACUCUGGUUGAAAUAAGCCUGUCAUUUUUUUAGCUCAGGGUUUAGUAAAACAGAAUUAGACACUUGCUGUAGUCAUGUUCCACGGCCGACACGCGUCAAGUUGGUCUCAUGUUACUCCCUAAUGCACAGUGUCUCUCUAGAGAAAGUCGAUUGCUGCGUCAGAAAGUUACUUCACAGUGUUUCCAGAUUUAUAUCGGAUGUGACCCUAUAAUUUAUUACAGUUGUCCACGUUUUUUGUUGUUGUUAUGAACUGUUAUGAUGUGGGGAAUUGUAGAUGGCCAUUAAUGUGGGUGGACCACAAGUUAGCCUGCAUUUUUUAAAACGUAAUCUGUGUGACGUGGAUUUUCUCUCAUUUCUGCUCAGACACACCAGUUCUGCGCGGGUCCACAACUUUUUGAGGUAUGAGUUGACAUAAUCAGAACUUUUUAAAGUAACAUUUCACUGGAAAGGUACUUAAAUGGCACCUAAUAGUUUUUUCGGCUCCGGUAAAGAAAAUUAAAUCAAAGUAGGCUCUGCGGUGUAUAGAGGAUAGGAUGCCAUUUUAAGAGGACCCCUUUCUUUUAAUUUGUUACUCCCCCUCACACAAAACCAUUCCUGCCAACUCUAUUUUUCAAGUGAGAUAAUGCAGAGCUAUUUUUUGAUGCCUAAAAAUUUAACUAAUAUACUGUUUAUGGACCAAAAACGAGUGUACGAUUAACCCAUGUUGGCAAUACUGCCCAGUUUCGUACCAGCAGGCUUUAAGGGAAAACUUUUUAUGUUUGUGUACCUUUUGUGGUGAAAGUUAGAAAAAAUGCAUUGUGUUUUUUAACAUAAAGUGGCCAAACUUAUAUAAACUCUAAAGAUGGUUAAUUUCCUCAUGCCUUACAUUUAAAUAAGUACUUUCUCAUUGUGAAUUGGUCCACUUUUACCCACAUAAGCUUCCACACCAUACUGUACAGGUCAUGAAAUCCUACUUUUUGGGGACUAAAUUAGACAGAUAUUUUUACUCUUCAGAAUUGUACUUUCCUUGGUUUUAAUUAUCUCAACCAUGUCGGGGUCCUCUGCCUUGUCAUGUGUUCCAAAAUGUUAUUUUUACAGGUUUUUUUUCCACAUACAGUCUCAGCAAACCAUAGGUUACCUUAUGCAGUUGAACAUGUAUUUGGAGAGUUAGCACCUUUUGAGUGCAGCUUCACUAGUUAAGGCCCAAAUGGAAUAGCUUCAGGAUUGAGUGUUAUUAGGUUGUAAGUUUACACCUCUUUCACUUAUCCGUGCAGAUUAUAAUUUUCUCUCCACCUCGAGUUGAGGGGUGUUGAAAUUGUUAGACAUUCGCAUCAUGAAGUUUAACAGCACCCGAGACCACGUGACGUUUGGUUUAUCUUGCUACUCCCGGCGCUAUGUCCGUAAUCUUUUCAUUUUGGAAUAGAAUUUCUCAAGAAUACAUUUAAUACAUAGACAGGUUUGUUUUGUCAUUGAUAGUCAUGCUCAGGUUUCUAGAAUGAUUCAACGCUUAAUGGCUAUUUAAUGGUGGGACAAUCUUGCUGGUAUGAAAUAUAUGCAGGCUUGAAAAACCAAGAAAGACGCUGUAAACUAACCGCGGUCCAAUACGUGUAUCCUCCGUUAUGUCUUGACCGGCGGAUUGAUUUUAGUGUGACCACGUUGCAUUCAACCGCCAUCGCGGACUGCUGUCGCUCUGUCUGACGAAAGACAAUCGGGUAAUAGAGUUAGACUUUAUUUUCUUUCUAAAGGUACAGUGAAGAUUUAGUGAAAAUGAGGAAAGUAGAGGUGUCUCACAUUCCUUUGGAAGUUCACUUAUUUGUAAUUCUGGUAACGUCUCCUAAGGCCCUGAUCAAAAGUAGGGCACUAAAAGGUUUGGGUGCCGUCUUGUCAACUAGAAUGUCAAAAUAGAUGUCAGUCAGACUAGUAUUGAUAGGUUUGCCAUUUAAAAGAGCUUUGAAUUCUAUGUACUGUUUUCCAUAAAUGUUUGUUCAAAAAAUAGUUUUCCCGAUCAACAUGGCUUUACAGUGAAGCAAUAUUUUACAUUGUCAACCGCGCCUGUAAACUUUGUCAAGAUAUCCUUUUGAAGACUUCAGAUGAUAUGUAUUUUGAAUAUUCCAAAUGCGGGUCAUUUUGUGAAUUUUUGGUAAUACAUGAAUUAUUUUUUAUUUCACUGCCUGCCAUGACAAAGAUCUGUGAUCUUCUAUCCUGUCUGAAUUGGGUUGAUGCUCAAUAUAACCUUGUUGUUAGUGUGAUUAAAUGGAUACUCCACGUGCUGUGUACUGAAAUCUAUUAAUAAUAUCCCUGUUAUUAUGAUUUUUCUUUUUGACUGCCUAAUGCAUAUUUUAAAAACCGAUAGCAUUGAAUCUAUCCACCUAUAAUUUUUCUGAUUUAUGAAAAGAGAAUGUGUCGACAAUCUGUCGCAGUCAAAUGCGACUCAGAACGCUGAUAUAUACUUUGAAUCAUCAGUUCAAACAAUAUUUUAUAUGUUGCUCCAAUUUUAAAUCUCUGACCACUGUCAAAGUUUACCGGCCGAAUUGAACAGAGUCGCAGCGAUGCUUGUUUGGCCUUGAAGGGCAGUUCUUCGGCCCUAUGAUAGGCCAACACACCGACUGUCCUACACUGUACAAACACAUUUUAACGUGACUUUUACCACAGGUCACCACUAGUAAUAUAUUUUUUUGCAAUUAAUACCUAUGCUGUUUAUGUAUUUCUGCUUGCACUAUAGAUUGUAUUCUGUCAUUUCCUUUUAUUUAUUUUGAUAUUUCUUAAGUCCUCCUGAUAAAUGUGACAAUGCUGUUGCUGCAGGUGUCAGGAGAGGUCACUGCCAGUCUAUUAACUGUUUCAUGUAUCACAUUGUUCAUGAAAUUGAUUACUUAAGAAUAGGGAUUUCAAGUUAUGGGUAGGUGGUCUAUCGCCACAAACUUUUGCUUUAAACAAAAUUGGUUAUGAAUAUGCCAUAGAUAUACUUACAAGACAUCUGUUUGCUAUGUUUAGCUUGGUUUUUCUAGUUCGGUUUUCUAGAACUGCAUCGCCUCAGGAUCUUUGAAGUACAGGUUACUGUUCAGUGGAUUAAUGGAGGGAAAGAGAGUUGUCAACAACAGAGAAAGUUUGUUUUGUUUAGUAGGUAGCUGUGUCCCCUGACUGAGUCCCCUGACUGAAACAUAAGUGAUGUUAAGUUUCAGUCAGGUCUCAUGCAUUUACUGUUGAUUCCUUGAAUCAUGAUGUAUUUUUAUUGCUUUAAAUACCUCACAACAUGAAUUAAUAAUUCUCUAUCUUUUUUUUUUUUGAAGUGGUUAUGAAAAUAAACCAUAAGAGCUGACAUUUAUGCUAUGACUACUACUGCUACUACUGCUGCCUGCUUAUACAGAGUUUCAAACUGACUGAACUUAAGACGAAAGGACAGUGUGCGUGUUGUAGGGUUGUCUGCCCUCUACACAUAUACCUACCUGUCUUUCUGAUGGUUCGGCAGUGUGCCACGUGAAUACUGGUAAAAUUGAUGUUCUUUCUCUGUACAUUUUACAAUUUUCUUCUCUCUGCCAGGGUUUUAUUUUUUAUGUAUUUUCGAGUCAUUUACCGCAAGAUCCUUGUAAAUGUCUGUUUGGGACUGCUAUGAUGAUAUAACUUGUCAAUGUGACUCUUUAAUAAUAAAAAAACAUUAUUUAA